AUGGGGUAUUUCACGUUAGGAGUAGCCGCUCUAGCGGGCCUGGUGAAUGCUCAGGUGCUGCCGACAAUAACUAUCUCGCCUUUCCUCACCUCUACAACAUCUAGCUCCACGACUACCGGGACAGCAGCGGUAGCCUCCGCAACGGCUUCUGUUGCUGCUGCGCAAACGCAUACUAUUGCCGUCGGAGCGUCUGGAUUUGCAUUUUCACCGGCGAAGACGGAAGCCAACUUUGGAUUUCCUUGCACGCCAUACGAGUACAUCGACAUUGGUCGUGAGGGCUUCUACAGCGGAAACCAGUCGGUCAAGGCCAUUACGAAUGAUAUGCCACGAUAUAGACUUCGCGUCAAUGACACCCUUCCGAUCUUCUACUACUGUGGUGCUCCUGGUUCAUGCUACAAAGAGAAGAUGAUCGGUGUUAUCAACGAGAACUCAACCCAGACCCUCGACAAACAGCUCGAAGCAGCCCUCCCACUGACCACCCAGAUUAUUCCUGGCGAACCCUUCCCGACUGAAUCAGAUGCACCAAAGGCAACCAGCGGCGGCUCCAAUAACGGCGCCAUCAUCAACAACUACCAUCACAGUGUGAGCGGCGGCCAAAUCGCCGGUAUCGUGAUCGGCUCUCUAGCUUUCCUCCUCCUGGGAGGCCUGUUGGUAUACUUGUGCGGCCGACGAGGCGGCAUCAAUCGCGCGUAUAAGAGAACCUCUACCGCGUACCAGGCACCUUCCACUGCCCCAUCCCAGCCCGUGGUCACGGAGCUCAACUACUCGAUGCAACCCAAGAGUCCAUCAACUCAAGGAUGGAGAAACAGUCACUACAGUAACUUCAGCGGUCCCUACCGUGAUCACGCCACUCCGACGGCCCAGUUCUCCCCUCAACUGAGCCCCCAACCUACCGGAUUCACACAUCCUGUUAACGGCAUGCAGACCUACCACGAUCACCGGAUCUCGUCUAUAGCUCCUAGCGUCGUCGUCGAAGCCCCGGAUAACCAGGCGACAACUCCUGCUGCGGCCCCUGCUGCACCCGCCGCUACGCCAGUCGAGCUGCCAACGGCGAGAGACUCGGGUAACUCUCCACCACCCAGAUACAUGCCACGUUUCUCAUUCGCAGAGCAGGAAAGUGAAUACCGACCAUCGACAAAGGAGUGA
Messenger RNA from Colletotrichum scovillei, 1146 nucleotides. Its product is annotated as extracellular serine-rich protein. Bases 1 to 1146 code for a protein of 381 amino acids. NCBI's taxonomy places the organism in Eukaryota, Fungi, Ascomycota, Sordariomycetes, Glomerellales, Glomerellaceae. The transcript has 6 exons. The record is from RefSeq and is a predicted model, not a curated record.